UCGGAGCCGUGGGGUACAGAGCAGCUCAGAGCGGAGAGAAACCAGAAGCACCUGCAGAUACACUUGCCUCUCUGGGCACAACUUUUUUCAUCUGCUGAUACUGGUUAGUAUCUCUACCUCUUUGACUUCGGCGGUGAUUUGUGAACUUUUUCUUUUAUGUGCCUGUGAGUGAACACUAAAAGUCGCCUGAAUGUAUAACAUGAUGGAAACCGAGAUCAAGACCCCGCUCCCGCAGUCCAACACGGGCUCGGCGCCGGGCGCAAAGAACAACAGUGCCAGCGACCAGGAGCGGGUGAAGCGGCCGAUGAACGCCUUCAUGGUGUGGUCCAGGGGGCAGCGGAGGAAGAUGGCACAAGAGAACCCUAAAAUGCACAACUCUGAGAUCAGCAAACGGCUCGGUGCAGACUGGAAACUUCUGACCGACGCUGAAAAGAGGCCAUUCAUCGACGAGGCCAAGCGUCUACGCGCUAUGCACAUGAAGGAGCAUCCGGAUUAUAAAUACCGUCCCCGCAGGAAGACCAAGACCUUGCUCAAGAAAGACAAGUAUUCUUUGCCCGGGGGACUGUUGGCGCCAGGGGCCAAUCCAGUCAACAACUCAGUGUCAGUGGGACAGCGGAUGGACGGUUACGCGCACAUGAACGGCUGGACAAACAGUGCGUACUCCCUCAUGCAGGACCAGUUGGCCUACCCUCAGCAUCACAGCAUGAACAGCCCCCAGAUCCAGCAGAUGCACCGAUAUGAGAUGGCAGGGCUCCAGUACCCGAUGAUGUCUUCAGCGCAGACCUACAUGAACGCGGCGUCCACGUACAGCAUGUCACCGGCGUACACGCAGCAAACCACCAGCGCCAUGGGACUGAGCUCCAUGGCGUCCGUUUGCAAGACCGAGCCGAGUUCACCACCGCCGGCCAUCACGUCCCACUCUCAGAGGGCGUGUUUGGGGGACCUGAGGGAUAUGAUAAGCAUGUACCUGCCUCCCGGCGGGGACAGCGCGGAGCAUUCCUCCCUGCAGAGCAGCCGGUUACACAGCGUCCAUCCGCACUAUCAGACCGCAGGGACUGGCGUCAAUGGGACUCUACCUCUCACCCACAUCUGAGAGCCCCAGGAAGCAGAGACUUCAAACUUUUUAAAAAAGUACUUGGAUACUUGAACAUUUUUGGUUGCUAAACAACGUUCGAAAGUUUUGUUCAAAAACGCUUUUAUUUCAGUAUGUCGGAGGUGUCCAUUUCACAAGCAUCCGAAAUGGAGCCAAGCUGAACGUUGAGCCCAUCUGAGUAAAUUGCAUUGCAAAGAGGCUUUUUAUCACAUGUAUAAGCAAUCAACUUAUGUAGAAGAAUUGGACUUCUAUAUUUUAAAUAAUGCCAUAUUUUCUCUCUAUGAAAAGGCAUGUGGCCUCAUGAAGAGGCUGGUGUAUUUCAGAAAGAUGGAUGGAAAGUUGGUUCAUAAAUGUUUACACUUAAUUUGUAGAAUGUCAGUUGUAUUGACUGUGUCCAAAUUUUGUAGUCUUUCUUUUGUUCUCCCCCUCAUGACCUAGGUUAAAAUGAAAUGUUAAGACUGUGCGGGUCGCAAACGCAAGUUUUAUUUAUAGUAUGAUUUUUUUUUUCUUUUUAGCUUGUGAACCCGAUGUUUUUGUCACGUGAAAAUGUUCACUUUGUUUUGUAAAAAUGUUUUGUUCUGUGAUGGUUUUGACAGUGUCAUGUUUACUCAUUAUCCUGAACGAAAAGGUUUAUUUAAACUGACGUUUCUACAUAUUUUAAGACCAUCCUCUAUUCUUAAAUGCUGAAUAAAUUUGUACGAAACUUGA
This is a messenger RNA of Sphaeramia orbicularis (orbiculate cardinalfish), 1801 nucleotides long. It is a transcript of the gene sox3, whose product is annotated as SRY-box transcription factor 3. Gene Ontology annotation, biological process: brain development; negative regulation of transcription by RNA polymerase II; positive regulation of transcription by RNA polymerase II. Bases 191 to 1093 code for a protein of 300 amino acids. Gene Ontology annotation, cellular component: nucleus. Lineage: Eukaryota; Metazoa; Chordata; Actinopteri; Kurtiformes; Apogonidae. The record is from RefSeq and is a predicted model, not a curated record. The transcript has a single exon. Gene Ontology annotation, molecular function: RNA polymerase II cis-regulatory region sequence-specific DNA binding; DNA-binding transcription activator activity, RNA polymerase II-specific.